This is a messenger RNA of Symbiodinium necroappetens, 3894 nucleotides long. The record is from the annotation of a GenBank genome assembly. Lineage: Eukaryota; Dinophyceae; Suessiales; Symbiodiniaceae.
GGCUACACCUACGCCUAUCUCGACGAGCAGACCAAGCGGAUGAUCCGGCGCGCCCUGCUCAAGGCCGUCGCGAUCCCCGGCUAUCAGGUGCCCUUCGGCAGCCGUGAAAUGCCGAUGCCCUUCGGCUGGGGCACCGGCGGCGUGCAGGUGACGGCGGCAAUCAUCGGACCGAGCGAUGUCCUGAAGGUGAUCGACCAGGGCGCCGACGACACCACCAACGCCGUCUCGAUCCGCAAGUUCUUCGCCGCGACGGCCGAGGUCGCAACCACCACGGCGACCGAGCGCGCCAGCAUCGUCCAGACCCGCCACCGCGUUCCCGAGACGCCCUUGCGCGACGGUCAGAUCCUGGUGCUCCAGGUGCCCAUUCCCGAACCGCUGCGCUGGCUGGAAGCGCGGGAAAGCGAAACGCGCAAGAUGCAUGCGCUGGAGGAGUACGGCGUCAUGCACGUCAGUCUCUACGAGGACCUGGCGCGCCAUGGCCGGAUCGCCAAGACCUACGACUAUCCGGUGCUGGUCGAGGAGCGCUACCUCAUGCGCCCCUCGCCGAUUCCCAAGUUCGACAAUCCGAAGCUCGACAACUCGCCGGCCCUGAUGCUCUUCGGCGCCGGACGGGAGCGGCGGAUCUAUGCUCUGCCGCCCUAUACGCGGGUCGAAAGCCUGGCCUUCGACGACCAUCCCUUCGAGGUCGAGACCUGGGAGGAGUCCUGUGCGCUCUGCGGCGCCAGCGACAGCUUCCUCGACGAGGUGAUCACGGACGAUGCCGGCGGUCGGAUGUUCGUCUGCUCAGUUCGCGGCCUGACGAAGCGCUACGGGCCACGCAUCGGCUGCGCGGAGGUUUCCUUCGACCUCUAUCCCGGUGAGGUGAUCGGCGUGGUCGGCGAGUCCGGUUCGGGCAAGACGACCCUGUUGAACUGUCUCUCCGCCCAGCUGGAGCCGAGCGAGGGGUCGGUGAUCUACGACAGCCGGGGCAAAGGUCCGGUCGAGCUCUUCGAACUGAGCGAAGCCGAACGCCGGCUGCUGCUGCGCACGGAAUGGGGCCUUGUGCGUCAGAACCCGCGCGACGGUCUGCGCAUGGGCGUCUCCGCCGGCGCCAACGUGGGCGAGCGGAUGAUGGCCGUCGGCGCCCGCCACUAUGGCGAGAUCCGAGGCCAGGCCAGCCACUGGCUGCAGCAGCUUGAGAUCGACGCGGAGCGGAUCGACGACCGUCCCGCCACCUUCUCCGGCGGCAUGCAGCAGCGCCUGCAGAUCGCUCGUAACCUCGUCACCGGGCCGAGGCUGGUCUUCAUGGACGAGCCGACCGGCGGCCUCGACGUCUCGGUCCAGGCACGGCUGCUCGACCUGCUGCGCGGGUUGGUGCGCGAUCUGGGUCUGGCCUGCAUCCUGGUGACCCACGACCUGGGGGUCGUCCGGCUGCUGUCCCACCGCCUGUUGGUGAUGCAGAAGGGACGCGUGGUGGAGGAAGGGCUGACCGAUCAGGUCCUGGACGACCCGCAGCACCCCUACAGCCAGAUGCUCGUUUCCUCGAUCCUGCCGAGCUUCACCCUGCAUACCCAGGGCGGCGUGCAGAUCCAGGCCUUGGUGAAUCUCGACCUGGAGAUCGCCGCCGGAGAGUGCCUGGCCCUGGUCGGCAGUUCCGGCGCCGGCAAGUCCUCCCUGCUGCGCUGCUUGACCGGCAACUAUCUGCCUGACAGCGGCUCAAUCCGGGUGCGCCGGGACGCCAGCUGGAUCGAGCUGGUCGGUGCCAAUCCCCAGACGGUGCUGGAACUGCGCCGCGCCACCAUCGGCUAUGUCAGUCAGUUUCUGCGGGUGAUCCCAAGGGUGCCCACCCUGGAACUGGUGAUCGAGCCCGCCGUGGCGGCGGGCGUCCCGCGACGCGAAGCCGAAGCCCGCGCCCACGAUCUGCUGAAACAUCUGAACCUGCCCGAGCGACUCUGGCCGUUGGCACCGGCCACCUUCUCAGGCGGCGAGCAGCAGCGGGUCAACAUUGCCCGAGCCUUCGCUUUUCCCUACCCGAUUCUGCUGCUCGACGAACCGACGGCGUCACUGGAUGCACAGAAUCGCAAAGCAGUCAUAGACUUGAUAGAGGAUGCGCGCCGCAAGGGCGCCGCAAUCAUCGGCAUCUUUCACGAUGCGGAAACCCGCACCGCCGUUGCCACCCGCGAGAUCCCGCUCCACGAGGUGAAUCUGACCAAUGCGCGCCUGGUUCUGCCGGACCGGGUGGUCGAGGGCUCCGUCUCCCUACGCGACGGCCUGGUCGCCUCGGUCGACGAGGGCCAUGUCGCGCGCGCGCCGGCGAUGGACCUGGAAAACGAUUGGCUGCUGCCGGGCCUGAUCGAGCUGCACACCGACAACCUUGAGGGUCACGUCAAGCCCCGCCCCAAGGUGGUCUGGCCGAUGCUGCCGGCCCUGCUGGCCCACGACGCCGAAUUGACGGCCGCCGGCAUCACCACGGUCGUCGAGGAGAUCCGCGCCGCCGAGGCGGCACGUCUGCUGCGCAGCGAUCACCGCAUCCACAUCCGCCUGGAAAUCUGCAAGUCCAGCGUGGUCCAGGACUUCGCCGACUUCCAGGACGAACCGCUACUGGGCAUGUGCUCCCUGAUGGAUCACACGCCGGGCCAGCGGCAGUUCGCCAACCUGGAGGCCUACCGCACCUACUACAUGGGCAAGAUGGGCUUCGGCGAGGCGGAGAUGGACGCCUACAUCGACGCCCGCCUGGCCGAUCACGAGCGCUGGUCCGGACCGAACCGGACCGCGCUGGCCGCGAUGAUCCGCGAGACCGACGUCGCGCUGGCCAGCCACGACGACGCCACGGAGGCGCAUGUCUCGGAAGCGGCAGCACUGGGCCUGACCAUCAGCGAGUUUCCGACCACGCUGGAGGCCGGCCGGGCCUGCCGCCAUCACGGCCUGACCACCAUCGGCGGCGCGCCCAAUCUCGUGCGCGGCAAAUCGCACUCCGGUAACGUCGCAGUCAGCGAUCUGGCGCGCCAUGGUCUGUUGGAUGCUCUGGCCAGCGACUACGUCCCCGCCAGCCUGCUGCUGGGCGUCUUCCGCCUGCACGACGACCUGGGCUGGGAUCUCUCCCAGGCGGCGGCGGUCGCAAGCCGCAACCCGGCCCGCAUGGUCGGCCUUGACGAUCGCGGCGAGCUUGCCGAGGGCCAGCGCGCCGACCUGAUCUGGGUGACCCGCAGCCACGACCUUCCCGUGGUGCGCGGCGUGUGGCGCGGCGGCCGCCGCCGUUGCGCCCUCUACUUCGCACCCUCCCCCGACUCGGCGCUGGCGGCCUUCGCAUCGGCCUGGUUCGGCCGCGGAGACAAUCGCGAGAUCACCGCCUCGCCGCGCCACUACGGCUUCCACGCGACGCUGAAACCGCCGUUCCGUUUCGCCGAGGGGCACGACCUCUGCGCGCUGAAAGAGCGACUGCGCGCCUUCGCGGCCGAGCAGCCGCCGGUGACGGUCGGCCGCUUAUUGGUCGGCAACCUCUCGGGCUUUCUGGCAUUGGUGCCAGCGGCUGCGCCGCCGACGUUGGGCGAACUGGCGCAGGCCUGCGUGUCGCGCUUCGACAGCUUUCGGGCCCCGCCGAGUGCCGCCGAGUUGGCCAAGCGACGCGGCAAGGGUUUGAGCGCCCGUCACGAGGAGCUGCUGCAACGCUGGGGCUAUCCCCACGUCUUCGACCAGUUCCGCUGGCACAUGACGCUGACGGCGAAGCUGCCGGAGGCCGAGCGUGCGCGCUGGCACGCCGAACUGAAAGACCUUGCAGCUCCGGCACUGGAAGAGCCGCUGACGAUCGAUGCGCUUUCGAUCUUCCGUCAGCCUGCCAGCGACACGUCCUUUACCGAGAUCGACCGCGUUCCCCUCACGGGGUCCGCUCCGGUGCAGGCCGCAGUCCCGGCUUAG